Sorex fumeus (smoky shrew) is the source of this 2436-nucleotide messenger RNA. RefSeq names its product collagen alpha-1(I) chain-like. Bases 1 to 2436 code for a protein of 811 amino acids. The transcript has 3 exons. The record is from RefSeq and is a predicted model, not a curated record. Lineage: Eukaryota; Metazoa; Chordata; Mammalia; Eulipotyphla; Soricidae.
AUGGCGGGGCUCGUGGGAGCAGGAGGGGAGGUCCAGGAAGGUCCAGGCGAGCGAGGCAGAGGCAGAGAAGAGAGAGAGAGAGAGAGAGCUAAAAGUGUGCAGAACGCCCUAGCCCAGAAAAAUGCCAACUUCCCUUCGGAGAGCAAGCAGCCUGGGCGCUCCGGGCGUCGCAAAGUGCGGUGCGCACCAAGGCUGGUGCCGUCUGAAGGUGAAAAGAACCGGCGAGAAGCGGCACCUGCCCAGCUCUCUCUCCUCCCUCCCGUCGCCAGCCAGCCCCAUCCUCGUUCCGACUCUGCGCUCUACCCGGAACGCGCCCGAUCCGUUAGCUGCACCCAAGGCUCCCUCCCGGGGCCCGGCCCCAGCCACCAGCCCGAGAGUCGGGGUGAGGGCGCUGGGGGGCGGGGGGGAGCAGCCUGUCGCCGCUCUGCCCUUGACCGGUCGCCCUGGGAUCACCGGAGCCCCUGCCUCGCGCCCCUGCCUCGCGCCCGGAGCCGCCUCCUGACGACGCUGCCCCCUGGCAGGCGGCGCCCGGGCCGCUCCGGCCUCCGCCGACACUCGCUGCCCAGACCCGGGACGCCCCCGCGGGGUCGCCGAGCUGCCCUCGCCGCCGGAGGCCGGCGCGCCUGGGAGGGGACCUCGCAGCUCCCCAAAGGAGGGUCCCACCUGUUCGGCUGUCGGGGGACGCGGCGGGUGGCGGCGAGGGCGGCGGGGGGAGGGGGCUCUCCCGAAACCCGGGCCGCCCGGCCGGCUGCGAUCGGGCCCGAGGUGCCAACUGCCACGCCGCCAGCCGGGGCCGUGGGGGUGGGGCCGCGACUGGGGCCACCCCCUUGGGGGUCUUCGGGCCGGACCGGGCCCCUGGCCCGAGCAUUCCUCCUCUCCCCGCUCUUCGGCCCGCCGCCGGCCCCUCUCGCCCAAACCCCCCAGGCGGGUCCGCCGGCCCGCUCGCAGCCCCGCAGCAGAGGUGCCACCGACGCCCCCGCCCUCCUCCUCGGUCCGACGCGGCCCGGGAGCCCCGCGGGCGGUGCGCCCCCUCCACGCCCCAGCCCGGCCGCCGGAUCGCCCUCGGCGCCCACCCCCGGGGCCGGGCGCGGGCGAGGGAGCGCCCGCCAGGUACGCGCGCGGCGCGGCGCGGGUGGCGCUCACGCCCCCUCGCCCGGGGCUCCCCGCACGCCCUCCCCGGCCUCGGGCCCGGCCGGCGCCCCCGAGCGCGGCUCUCCGCCCCUCCGCCCGCGACUCACUCGGACCGCCGCAAUCCCGUCCGCCGCGCCGCCCCACGCGGAAAGAAACCCGGGCCAGGGCAGCGUCGGGGCUCUGCACCGCGGCCGAGCCCUCGGGGCGCGAUCGCAGGGCGUCAGGGGAGCGCAGCCUUCCCCGGCCCGGCGGCCCGGCGUGCCCGCGCCCGUCCUGCCCGCCGCCGCCGCUGCCCUGGCCGCUGGCCGGCCGCCGCGAACGCUUCCGACUCGCCCCCGCGAGCCGCCGGCUGCGGAGCAUGCCCAGUCCGCGGCCCCAGCCGCCGGCCUCCGCGCCCCGCGAUCCGCUCCUCCGGGUGUUCGCGGCGGCCGGGGGGCGGGCCGGCGGGCGGGGUCCGCGGUGGGCUCGUCCCCGGGCGCGCGGGACGGAGCUCCGACCUGCGGCGGGAACGCCCCCUCCAGCCCCGCUCCCCACCGGCCCCCGCGAACGCGCUGGGUUUUGCUUCGGCGUCCCGGAGAGCCCGAAAGGUGGUUGCUCCCGACGGACGGGAAAGUCCAGCUCGCGCGCUUCUGCGGCCAACGGGAGGCCAGCUUUCCUUGCGCUGCCCCCGCCCCGCGCACGGACCCCGGGACCUCGGGCCGCCCCAGUCCAGCUCGGCCGCCCCCCGCCCCCCACCCCCCCGGCGAGCUGCGGGGAAAACCCGGAGCGACGGCGAGCACUGCGCAUGCGCAGGAGCCGGGCCGGCGCGGCCGCCCGGAGCGAGGCUUUCCGCGCGCUCGGGGCUCAGAGCCCGAGGCCCGGGUCCGGGACGGCCGAGCCGGCCUCCGCGCUGCCCCCGCGCCCGAGCUCCGGGCGGCGCGCGCGUCCGGGCCCAGCGGGGAGAGGCGCCGCCCCUCCCCACAGAGGGGCGGGACGCGGGGGGGCGCGCGGCGGCCGCGGCGACACGUGACUGUCCCGGCGCGGGCGGCCAUCUUCGCCGGGGCCGCGGCCAGCGCCCCAACCCGCGAGCCCGCGGCGCGAGCUGGGCGCCCCCUCCCGCCACGCCGCGCCACGCCGCGCCGCGCCGCACCGCGCGCGGGGCUCGGGCCCGGCCCCGCCUCGCCGCCGGCGCCGCUGCUGUGCCCUAGGCGUGCCUGGGGGGCCGGGGGGCGGGCUCCGGGGCCGGGGGCCGCGCUGCUUGCGCCCGCCGGGCGGAAGCGGGAGAGCGGGGGGUCGGGGGCCUCCCAAGCCCCCUCCCAGCGCUAG